This is a messenger RNA of Jaminaea rosea, 576 nucleotides long. RefSeq lists its product as hypothetical. Gene Ontology annotation, biological process: endoplasmic reticulum to Golgi vesicle-mediated transport. The coding region runs from base 1 to 576 and encodes 191 amino acids. The transcript is spliced from 2 exons. Lineage: Eukaryota; Fungi; Basidiomycota; Exobasidiomycetes; Microstromatales. The record is from RefSeq and is a predicted model, not a curated record.
AUGUCCGCCCGCUCCCGCACAGCUGGUGGGAUAGCGGAUCGUCAUGCUCUCCUCUCCGCGUACGGCUAUGGUGCUCCCCCUCCUGCCCAACCUCCUCUAGGUCGAACCGCUUCACCCUUUGAGGACCCUUACUCCCAACCUUCCUCCUCCAGCUCCUCCUCCUUACCUCCCAGAUUUGACGCAAAGAAACACGACGACGCGCCGCCGCCGGCUGCAACGGGCAAGCCAUGGGGUGGGUGGGGUACACAGUCCAGGUUGGCAGAACAGUUGGAAGAGGGCAAUGAUGCGAGGUUGGAGGGGUUGAGCGACCGGGUAAAGAUAUUGAAGAAUAUCACAAUGGGCAUCGGACAGGAGGUUAGGGAGGGGACGGCCGAUCUUAGCACGUUGUCAGAAGCAAUGUCCAACGCCGGAGCUCUAUUGGGCAAUACCUUUACGAAGAUGAACAAGAUGGCCAGGAGGCAAGGCGGUUGGUGGUGCAAUAUGAUGUUGUUCCUCCUCUUCGUAUGCUGGUUGUUUGUGAGUAGCUCGCGAGGGCGGGGGGGGAAAAAAUGCCCGUGUGUCGAGGGAGCAUACUGA